AUGCUCCGUGCUGCCUCUAACUUCCGCGCCGUCGCCAAUCGUGGUCUUGCCGCCAGUGCAGCUGCUACCAGACCAGGAGUACCAAGAGAUGAGCGUGAAGGAAAGGAAAUCUACACAACCGUUGGAAUCGAUCACAAUGAGCCAAAGUUCGACAAGAUUCUCAUCGCCAACAGAGGAGAAAUUGCCUGCCGUGUGAUCAAGACCGCUAAAGCCAUGGGAAUCAAGACAGUCGCCGUUCACUCAGAUGUCGACAGCAACUCCCUUCACGUCAAAAUGGCCGAUGAAGCUGUCUGCGUGGGAGAGGCUCCAACUGCCAAGUCAUACCUUCGUGUCGACCGUAUCCUUCAAGCCGUCGAAGACACUGGAGCUCAAGCGGUUCACCCAGGAUAUGGAUUCCUUUCGGAGAACACCAAAUUUGCUGCCGAACUCGAAAAGGCUGGAGCCAAGUUCAUCGGACCAAACUCCAAGGCUAUUCUUGACAUGGGAGACAAGAUUCACUCCAAAAAGAUUGCCACCGCCGCUCGUGUCAGCAUGAUUCCAGGAUUUGACGGUGAAAUCGCUGAUGAGGAUAUGUGUGUGAAGGUUUCCCGCGACAUUGGAUACCCAGUCAUGAUCAAGGCUUCUGCCGGAGGUGGUGGAAAGGGAAUGCGUGUUGCCUGGAACGACAGGCAAGCUCGUGAGGGAUACCGUCUGUCAAAGCAAGAAGCUGCUUCUUCCUUUGGAGAUGACCGUAUGCUUGUCGAGAAGUUCAUUGACAAUCCAAGACACAUUGAGAUGCAAAUCCUUUGUGACAAGCAUGGAAACGCUUUGUGGCUCAACGAGCGUGAGUGCUCCAUCCAGAGAAGAAAUCAGAAGGUUAUCGAAGAGGCUCCAUCAAGCUUCGUGCCACCAGAGAUGAGACGUAAGAUGGGAGAGCAAGCCGUUCAGCUCGCUAAGGCUGUCGGUUACGACUCUGCCGGAACCGUCGAAUUCCUUGUUGACUCUCAGAGAAACUUCUACUUCUUGGAGAUGAACACUCGCCUUCAGGUCGAGCAUCCAAUUACUGAAUGCAUCACCGGUAUUGACAUCGUCCAACAAAUGCUUCGCGUCGCCUACGGACACUCGCUUCCAAUCACCCAGGAACAAGUUCCACUUAACGGCUGGGCUUUCGAGUCUCGUGUCUACGCUGAGGAUCCAUACAAGGGAUUCGGUCUCCCAUCUGUCGGACGUCUCUCCAAAUAUGUUGAGCCACGUCACGUCGAAGGAGUCCGUUGUGAUUCUGGAAUCCGCGAGGGAUCUGAAAUCUCCAUCUACUACGAUCCACUCAUCUGCAAGCUUGUCACACACGGAGACAACCGCGAGCAGGCGUUGAACCGUAUGCAGGAGGCUCUUGACAACUACGUCAUCCGUGGAGUUACCCACAACAUUCCACUUCUUCGUGAUAUUGUCCAAGAGAAGAGAUUCCGUACCGGAGACAUCACCACCAAAUACCUUCCAGAAGUCUACCCAGAAGGAUUCCAAGGAACCGUCUUGACAGCAAACGAGCAGGAAACUGUCAUCGCUUUUGCCGCCGCUCUCAACGCUCGCAAGUUGGCUCGUGCCAAUCAAUUCUUGAACCAAGACAAGCAACGCAGCACUCACGUGGCUUCCUUCUCGAAGACCUACAAGUUUGUCUCGUCGCUUCCAGUCAAGGAGGGAGAACGUGCAACAGAGCAUGCCGUUGAGGUGUCAUUUGUCAACGGAGACGCCAAUAAGGCCAAGGUUCUCAUUGGAGGAAAGACUGUCGAAAUCAGUGGAAACCUCAGCUUGUCUCUUCCAGUCAACUCAAUUGAGGUCAACGGAGAGCACAUUACCACUCAAAUCGUUGGAAAGCGUGCCGGAGAGAUUACUGUCCUCUACAAGGGAACUCCAUUCAAGGUGAAGGUUCUUCCUGAACAAGCUGUCAAGUACUUGCAGUACAUGAAAGAGAAGGCCAAGGUUGACUUGUCCACCGUUGUUCUCUCGCCAAUGCCGGGAGCCAUCAAGAACGUCAACGUCAAGCCAGGAGACAUGGUUUCUGAGGGACAAGAGUUGGUUGUCAUGGAGGCGAUGAAGAUGCAAAACAGUCUUCAUGCUGGAAAGACUGGACGCGUCAAGGCUGUCAACGUCAAGGUCGGAGCGACUGUCGACGAAGGAGAGGUGCUCGUUGAGCUUGAGUAA
This is a messenger RNA of Caenorhabditis remanei, 2178 nucleotides long. RefSeq lists its product as uncharacterized. The record is from RefSeq and is a predicted model, not a curated record. Gene Ontology annotation, cellular component: mitochondrion. Gene Ontology annotation, molecular function: ATP binding; metal ion binding; propionyl-CoA carboxylase activity. NCBI's taxonomy places the organism in Eukaryota, Metazoa, Nematoda, Chromadorea, Rhabditida, Rhabditidae. Bases 1 to 2178 code for a protein of 725 amino acids. The transcript has 7 exons.